AUGAAUUUUCUCAUCUUCGACAACGAACAUUUAUCAUCAAACUUAGUUGAUACAAUAUUAGCUGAUUUUCGACAUGUAACAUUAGUUUCAUCUGAAGAAUCUUUAUUAACGAUUCCAUCAUCAUCGCCAACAUUUUUAUUAAUUAAGCAAGUCAAUAUUAGAAAUGCAAGUGAAGUUAUUCAAAGUUUGUCUAAACAUGAAAAUGACCCGUUUGAUGCCAUUCUCAUGUUUAAUGCAUCAUCAUAUUCAGAUUUUCAGAAUCUUUUGCAAACGAUGCGACGAUUAAAACGACAACCUCCUCAUCUCUUUCUUAUUUUUAUUGGUCAGUCAGAUGAAAUUGAUAAAAAUACCAAUAAACUUCUGAGAGAAUCAGCAGAAUCUAUACCAUGGACAAUUCUUAUUUGUAAUCAAAUCAAUGCAUCCACAACAAAAAAUUAUAAGCUUGAAACAAAACCUGAUCCGAAAAAUCAUCAAGAGCCAAUUGCUUCGUCUGCUCUAUUUGAUUUUAUAUGCAAUGAAAUCAAAACAGAAAAACAUUUACAAAAAAUAAUUUACAUUUAUUAA
Molecule: messenger RNA, 564 nt
Organism: Rotaria socialis
Lineage: Eukaryota; Metazoa; Rotifera; Eurotatoria; Philodinida; Philodinidae
Source: the annotation of a GenBank genome assembly